CCCCCAGCCAGCAGAAGAGACCGGUUGCCAGAUCCCAAGGAGACCCUCCCAAGCCUUAACCUUUUUUCUCUCGUCAAAGAAUGGAUUGGCAAGGACCUGCAUAAGCUGGCGCUUCCAACGCAUGUCAGCGAGCCUCUGACUGACCUUCAGCGCAGAAUAGAGGCCUUUGAGUCUUCAGAGCUCCUGGAUCAGGCAAGCCUCAAGCCCCUUCAACAGACGAUUCUUUUCGCUGCGUUACUACAAGUCUCAGCCUUUGUCAUAUCAACAUACAACACCGUCAAACGCAACGACAAGCCCUUCAAAAACCUGCAGAACUCAACCUUUGAGUUGAUGUACCCCGAGAAAGGCAUCCGGGCCAUAGGAGAAAAGGUUCGGCAUAUCCCUAUAACAGUGGCAAUGCAUGUCGAGGGGCGUGGAUGGGUGUAUGAAGCGAAUGAUUGGUUCUACAUGGCUCUGCGGCCCCCGAACUACGCCCUCUUCCGCCCAGUCGGAGAAUUCUCUGUCAAGUUUCAUGACGGGGACGAAUAUGUGUGGAACUCCGUGAAUGCGUGCGUGCAUAAUCUGGUAAUGGGAAAACGCUAUUGUGACCACGGCGGUCAAUUCUAUAGGCAGGGGAACAAGCAGUUAAGCCUAGAGGAAUUACGCGUGCAGGAAUCUGCCUGUGGCACAUGCAACCUCGAGAAUUUUGAAAAACAAUCCACGAAAGGUACAAGUUUAAAAUGGACUUUAAAGUUUUUAACAUUAGAAGCUGUGUGCUGGCGCAGGUUUCUAUUCCCCGAGUGGGCGCUGCAUCUGAAUGAGCUGACGCCUGAGCUGAUGACUAAGCUGCCCCCCACCGACGACCGGCUGAGACCAGACAUGCGACUCAUGGAGCACGGACUACCUCGCGGUCAAGAGAAGGAGCGUCUUGAAGCGAAGCAGCGGCAGGAGCGAAAUGCUGCAGAGGCAGCCGGAAAACCCUGGCAACCCCGCUGGUUCGAAAAGGUGCCGGGGGGGCUCCGGGGGUUUGAGAAGUACAGGUACAAGGGGGGUUACUGGGAGGCGAGGGAGAACGGAAACUGGGAGGGGGUCCGUGACAUCUACGGUCCAGGCCCAAAUGAU
Coccomyxa subellipsoidea C-169 is the source of this 1101-nucleotide messenger RNA. RefSeq lists its product as hypothetical. Gene Ontology annotation, cellular component: cytosol; intracellular membrane-bounded organelle; membrane. The transcript has 9 exons. The record is from RefSeq and is a predicted model, not a curated record. Gene Ontology annotation, molecular function: sterol binding. Lineage: Eukaryota; Viridiplantae; Chlorophyta; Trebouxiophyceae; Coccomyxaceae. The annotation marks the transcript as partial.